AUGCCGCGGCAGGGCGGGCUGGCUGUGUCGCCGCCGCACCGGCGAGGCGGGGCGGGGCUGUCCGACCUUAUCUUCCGCGCGGUGUGCGCCUCCACGGCCCGCAAGGGCGUGUCCCUGACCGCCAUCAAGAAGGCGCUGUCGGCCGACGGCUACAACGUGAAGAAGAACAAGGGGCGCAUCAAGGCGGCGGUCACCGCCCUUGUCACCAAGGGCCUCCUGCAGCGGGUGACGGGCAGCGGCUUCUCCGGCUCCUUCCGCAUGGGCAGGAUGCCGAAGGAGAGCCCCGCCCGCCCGGCCGCGGCGGCGGCCAAGAGCCGCAGAGCGAGCGCGGCCCGGAGGAAGGAGACGAAGUCCCGGGGGAAGCAGGCGGCGGCGGGGAAGGGCUCCGGCAGGGGCAAUAAACGGGGCGCUAAAACACCCAAAAAGCCGGCGGCCAGAGCCCGGCGAAAAGCCGCGGGCAGGAAGCGGCAGUAA
Alligator mississippiensis (American alligator) is the source of this 474-nucleotide messenger RNA. Its product is annotated as histone H1.01-like. The record is from RefSeq and is a predicted model, not a curated record. Bases 1 to 474 code for a protein of 157 amino acids. Gene Ontology annotation, cellular component: nucleosome. The transcript has a single exon. Gene Ontology annotation, molecular function: DNA binding; structural constituent of chromatin. Gene Ontology annotation, biological process: nucleosome assembly. NCBI's taxonomy places the organism in Eukaryota, Metazoa, Chordata, Crocodylia, Alligatoridae.